Molecule: messenger RNA, 785 nt
Organism: Aedes albopictus (Asian tiger mosquito)
Lineage: Eukaryota; Metazoa; Arthropoda; Insecta; Diptera; Culicidae
Product: ejaculatory bulb-specific protein 3-like
Exons: 1
Coding region: 3-653 (216 amino acids)
Source: RefSeq, a predicted model, not a curated record
UUAUGCUAAAUGAUAUUGAUUGCAUCUCACGACUCCAAUAUUGCUCGGCAUAUCGGCUUUACGCAUUACCGAUUGACAUAGGCUCGUUUUGGUAUCUUUACAAGACCUAUGCCAAGAAUUUCCGCCAUCACCCCUAUCUGCAUCCGAACGCAAGAUUUUUGACCACAUUCAACCACCAACUAUAUAUAGUUGUUCCGAUUGACCCGAAGAGUCACAGUUCAGCGUCGCCUUUCAGUUCAACACACGGCUCGAUCCAAAACCCAGUCACAAUGAAGAUCAUCGUCGUAGCUUUGGCCCUGAUGUCCAUGGUGGCUGCCCAGGAGCUCUACACCACCAAGUUCGACAACAUCGACGUGGAUGAGAUCCUGAAGUCGGAUCGGUUGUUCAAAAAUUACUUCCAGUGCCUGUUGGACGAAGGUCGCUGUACACCGGAGGGAAACGAGCUGAAACGGUUGCUGCCGGAUGCCCUGGAGACGGCCUGUUCCAAGUGUAGCGAGAAGCAGCGAAGUGCGGGGGUCAGAGCCGUGAAGUAUCUGAGUGAGAAUAGGCCGAUUGAGUUUAAGGCUCUGCGAGCCAAGUUCGAUCCGGCAAACAAGUACGUCGAUCAGUACGUCCGGGAUGCUGAGAAGGAGGGGAUUACAUUGAAUAUUUGAAUUUCGGAGAGUAUUGUGGCAACGUGUUGACUGGUGAUGAAUUGUUUACAUGAUAUUUAUUGAAAUGAUUUGGAACUAAUAAAUUGUCGUCUUGGCUGAAUUAAAGGUGUUCAAUUUGGUGCAGACUAUUGA